UUUUUCUCCAAUACCCAUGUUUUUGUUUUUGAAUUUGAUCAUGCCCUCCCUCAGAAUUCAAUCCACACCCCUUCUUGAUCACCAAAAAGACCCUUCCUUUACUUUUCUUGAUUUUGUUUUUUCAUGAGAAACUGCGCUACAGUCACGAAUCGGGUUCGUCUUUAGCCUACUCCAACUAGUUUGGGACGGAAAAAACUUGUCGUUUUUCGCAAUGGGUAUUUCUUGUUUCAACCCUUUUAGAUUCAAGAAAAAGGAGAAACCCAUUCCAUACCCAUCUUCUUCAUCAAAAUCCCCAUGGAAAACUGAGAUGGAGAACAUGGAGAGAAAAAGAUUUGACAGUCUUGAAUCAUGGUCAAUGAUUUUGGACUCAGAAAAUGUGGAGACAUGGGAAGUGGCUAAGGAAGAUCAAGAAGAAUGGACGGCUGAUCUUUCACAGCUUUUCAUUGGGAAUAAAUUUGCAUCUGGUGCACAUAGCAGGAUUUAUAGAGGGAUUUACAAGCAAAGGGCUGUGGCUGUGAAAAUGGUGAGGAUCCCAACUCAUAAAGAAGAGACAAGAGUCAUGCUUGAACAACAGUUCAAAUCAGAAGUUGCUUUGCUUUCAAGACUCUAUCAUCCCAACAUAGUUCAGUUCAUUGCGGCUUGUAAAAAGCCUCCCGUAUAUUGUAUCAUAACGGAGUACAUGUCGCAAGGAACCCUGAGGAUGUACUUAAACAAGAAAGAACCAUACUCGCUCUCAACCGAGACGGUUUUGAGGCUUGCCCUAGACAUAUCGCGGGGAAUGGAAUACCUUCAUUCUCAAGGGGUGGUUCAUAGAGACCUAAAAUCCAAUAACUUGCUCCUCAACGACGAAAUGAGGGUUAAGGUGGCCGAUUUUGGGACCUCUUGUCUUGAAACGCAAACGCAAGAAUCAAAAGGAAAUAUGGGGACUUAUCGUUGGAUGGCUCCUGAGAUGGUGAAGGAGAAACCUUAUACUCGGAAAGUGGAUGUGUACAGUUUUGGGAUCGUGUUAUGGGAGCUUACGACAGCGUUGCUCCCUUUUCAAGGGAUGACUCCAGUACAAGCCGCAUUUGCCGUAGCGGAAAAGAACGAACGACCACCGCUCCCUGCAAGUUGCCAACCGGCCCUUGCGCACUUGAUCAAGCGAUGUUGGACAGCAGAACCUUCAAAGCGACCUGAUUUCACGGAGAUUGUCGCGGCUUUGGAGAAAUACGACGAAUGUGUAAGGGAAGGCCUCCCGCUCACUCUUCACUCAGGACUUAUAAGCAAAAACUUGAUACUUGAUCGUUUGAAAUGUUGUGUGGCAAUGAACUCUAAUUCAAUACCUGUACAUGCCUAAAUCAUUAAAAA
Molecule: messenger RNA, 1347 nt
Organism: Cynara cardunculus var. scolymus (artichoke)
Lineage: Eukaryota; Viridiplantae; Streptophyta; Magnoliopsida; Asterales; Asteraceae
Product: serine/threonine-protein kinase HT1
Exons: 3
Coding region: 212-1336 (374 amino acids)
Biological process (GO): protein phosphorylation
Molecular function (GO): protein kinase activity; ATP binding
Source: RefSeq, a predicted model, not a curated record